This is a messenger RNA of Theobroma umbraticum, 859 nucleotides long. RefSeq lists its product as uncharacterized. The record is from RefSeq and is a predicted model, not a curated record. NCBI's taxonomy places the organism in Eukaryota, Viridiplantae, Streptophyta, Magnoliopsida, Malvales, Malvaceae.
UUCCAAGGCACCCAACCCACCACCGAACUUCCAACCCCAACAGCCUAGCUUCUCUUGGCUCUCUCAUGUUUAGAAAGAGCCGAUCAGCGCCAAGCCAUGGCCAGUACUGAAGAAUUCAGCUUCCCUACCACCGCUGACUUAUACCCCUGUGGGAUUGAUUCUCCCCCCUUGUGGCGUCUGUCUCCUGCUGCAUCUCCUGAUGUUUUUCUUGACAGGAAAGCAAAAGAAUGUUCAAGGAGAGGGGAAGAAGAUUGUUUUCCAGAUAGACCAGAGAAGAAGCAUCAGGAUCGAAAGAGCUUUUCAUAUGUAGAGAAAGUUUCAAAGGUGUCAUCCAAGAAAGUAGCUGCUGAGGAUGAAGAGGAAAAGAUGGACCUGUUGUGGGAGGAUUUCAAUGAAGAAUUGCCAACAAGUCGCAGUUCAGGGUCUUCCGUAGACAUGGUAGAAUUGGGUUGUGCUCAGGCCUUGAAAUUCUCCAAGAACAAUGCUGCCAUGUUCCCUCCAAGAAGACCAGGCAUGUUGGUUUUCAUGAGGGUCUUGAGAAAGCUCUUCUUGGUUCAUAAUUCUCAGCGGUCAGUUAAACAUCGCACCUGGCAAACUCCAUAGUUUGAUUGAUUUAUUGCUGACAAAUUAAGGUCUCCUCAAAAAGUUUCAUUUUCUAUAUGUAAAGUCAUGGAAAGGUAUAUAUUUUUAAGCUUUCCCACCCUGUAUUCAGCUGGUUUUGGAGCUUUUUCCAAGGACUAAACAGAGUCUUGUUGCUCCUCGAGUUAUGAGAUACCACUCCAUUUUAAUUCUGGAACUUGGAAGUGUAUGAACUAUGAAGAAACAAAUCUAUAAUAUCCCAGAUUCUUAAUUACUCUUA